Emys orbicularis (European pond turtle) is the source of this 1839-nucleotide messenger RNA. It is a transcript of the gene EPS8L3, whose product is annotated as EPS8 signaling adaptor L3. The transcript has 19 exons. Gene Ontology annotation, cellular component: vesicle; plasma membrane; ruffle membrane. Lineage: Eukaryota; Metazoa; Chordata; Testudines; Emydidae. The record is from RefSeq and is a predicted model, not a curated record. Gene Ontology annotation, biological process: regulation of Rho protein signal transduction; positive regulation of ruffle assembly; Rho protein signal transduction. Gene Ontology annotation, molecular function: actin binding. The coding region runs from base 1 to 1839 and encodes 612 amino acids.
AUGAUGGAGCACUUUGGCUACGGGACCAAGUCUCAGCACAAUGAGUUCAGCAAUGGCAGCCCAGACUUCAUCAGAGCCAACAGCACGUCCAGGCCCAGCAGCAAAGCCAUUUACCGCCAGCGCAAGGAUUACACCCUCUCCACGCUGAAGCAGCAAAGCGACUUCCAGCACCGCGUGGAGCACCUGCUCACUGUCCACGUGGACUCCAAGGACAUCCGUGGCGUGGACGACUGUGUGGCACGGCUGAAGAUGAUGGAUGCGCAGGGACGGGUCUGGGGACAGGACAUGAUCCUGCAAGUGAGGGGCCAUGAGCUGCUGUUGAACGACAUCGAGACCAAGGAGGAGCUGGAGAGCUACCCCCUGGAGAGCGUCCAGGAGUGCGCUGCCGUCCUCAACCGCUGUGUCUACAAUUCCCUCCUGGCCGUCACCGUGAGGGAGCAGAGCCAGCACGGGAGCAGCAUCCUUCUCUUCCAGUGCGAGCAGCUGGGGGCAGAGCUGAUGAAAGCCAACCUGGAGAAGGCCGUCAAGGAGUGGAAAGGGGAACGGGAGAGUCAGGACGUGCUCAGGAGCAGUUUGGAGACCAUGCUGUCCCAGCACAGCCGAGGGUCCUUCCACAGCAACCCCCCACGUACCAGCCAGGAUAGAUGGGCUGGACCGCCAGAGCCAGACCCCUUUAUUCCACCCGCACCACGAGCAUGGCAAAGCCAAGACCAGGUGCCCCGGAAUCCCCCAGUCUCCAUGGAUUAUGCGCCUGACCAGCCGCGGCCCCCAAAGCUGAGAGACAAGUGGACGGAUCCCAGCUUGGAGGCGACGCAGGACUUCGACAAAGACACUGAAAUCCUGAACCACGUGCUGAGUGACAUCGAGCUCUUCGUGGGGAAGCUGAAGGAGACGAGCGGCUCGCUGAGCAGCAAGAAGAAGUCGAAGAAAAAGGACAAGGAGAGAGGAGUGCUGCCCCCUGAGUCUGAGUAUGAGACCUGCUUGCAGAAGAUCAAAUACGCCUUAAACCUGCUGGGAAAGCUGAAACCUAAGCUGCAGCAGCAGCCCAGUGCCCCGGAACUGCUUCGAAUCAUCUUCUCCAUCCUCUCCUUCAUUUUAUCCACCUGUCCCUGGCCAAGCCUGGCUUCUUCCAUUGUUUCCCCUCUGCUGACUGAGGCAGCCAUCGACCUGCUGGACGAGUCUUUGGAGAAAAAGGAUCGUGACACCUGGAAGAGUCUGGGCAAGGCUUGGCACACAACGAGGACAGAGUACCCAGGCGGACAGUUCAUCCCUCCCUACAUCCCCAUCUUCUCAGAUGGGUGGGUGCCCCCCCUGCCGACCCAGAGGGAGAACGCCACUCACGUGGAGGGGCAGCCCCUGGGAAGCCAGAACCACGCCGCGUCCAGAGCUCCUUCUAGUCCUCCUCAGCGCAUGCAAGCCAUGUAUGAAUUCCAGGCCAGGAACAACAAGGAGCUGACUGUCGUGAAAGGGGAACUGCUGGAGAUUCUAGACCAGAGGAAGAAGUGGUGGCUUGCUAGAAACAGUGCCGGCGAGAGGGGCUAUAUCCCGAACAACAUCGUGGGACCAGUGGAUCAGGAGCCUGUGGAGAACAGCAUGAACCAAGCGCCAAGCAGCUCCCCUGGUCUCCAGCAGCACUCCACGCCGGCGGAGGUGACGGCCUGGCUGCGGGACAUGGGCUUCUCCAAGAUCACGGUGAAGUGCCUUGGCGUGCUCAAUGGCAACCAGCUGCUGGGGAUGAGCCAGGAGGAGAUGAAAACUGUCUGCCCAGAAGAGGGGAGACGUGUCUUCUUCAAGCUCUCUGCUGUUAAAUCGUCCCUGGGGAUUGGCCCUCACGAUUAG